AUGGCGCUGAUCGUGGCCGUGCGGCGGCUCUCGCAGCUGCCGGGCCGCGGCGAGCGGCAGGUGCAGCUCAGCUUCCGAGGCUUCACGCAGAGGACGAGGAGGCUGCGCUGUGGCGCCGAGGCCGUCUUCGGAGAGCUCUUUCGCUGGCCUCACUAUGGGAAGCUCAUCAUGGGCGAGAUGCUAUCCAUCAAAGUUUACAACUGCAGCAAGGUUUUCAGUAAUAGGCUUCUUGGUACCCUCGUCCUCAGCCUUCAGCAUCUGAUGACAUCUGGGAGGCUGAUCCUCCGAGAGGCCCUCGUAGACAGGAACCACAGCGUCACCGGUAUCUAUAUUGAGCUGGAUUUGCGCUACCAGCCCCCAGAUGGCUCAGCUGGAACCUGGGUGGAGGAUGAUUUUGUCUAUCAGAUGAAAGACAGGACAGCCGAGGGGCAGAGAGCCAGUGAGCUGGACAGGAAGGCUGCUGCACUGGGUAGGAAGCUGGUGAAAGGCCUGGAGACCGACGAUGAAGAGGAGGAAGAGGAAGAAGAUUUCUAUGAUGUUUCUGAGAUGGAAGUCUCGGGCAUUGUCUUCAGCCCUGUGAAGAGCCGUUCCAGGCAUUGCUCCAGAUGGGACCUCUUUGCCACCCCAACCCCGCAGAGCUUCCAGGUUGGGAUUAAUAUCAUUGAAGCGCAGAAGCUAGUGGGAGUGAACAUUAACCCCUUUGUGGUGGUCAAGGUUGGAGAAGAGAAAAGACAAACAGCGACACAGAAGUCAACAAACUGCCCCUUCUACAACGAGUAUUUUUUGUUUGAAUUCCAUGAGCCAAGGGAAAUUUUAUUCCACAGGCUCAUAGAGAUUUCGGUCUUUCACUCAAAGAAGAUACCAUUCCUGGGAACAUGCAUAGGGACAUUCAAAAUGGAUGUUGUAACAGUGUACAACCAGCCAGAUCACAGGUUUUUUCAGAAGUGGGCGGUUAUCAGUGACCCCACAGACACCCGGGCAGGUGUGAAAGGCUUUGUGAAGUGCAACAUCUCCGUCACCGCACGUGGGGAUGUUGUGGGUUCCCUUCCCACCUCCUCCAGCAGCCGGGAUGAGGACAUUGAAAGGAACCUGCUGUUGCCUAAGAGAGUCCCUGCAGAGCGACCCUGGGCCAGGGUCUGCAUCAAGCUCUACCGUGCUGAAGGCCUGCCCAGCAUGAGUGCAGGCAUCAUGGGCGGAUUCUCCAAGAUCAUAGGGGAGAAAAAAGUCUUUAUUGAUCCAUACGUGCAGGUCUCAUUCUGUGGUCAGCAGGGGGAAACAUCAGUGGAGAGCAGCACCACUGAGCCUGAAUGGAACGAACAGAUCAGCUUCAUCGAGAUGUUCCCACCUCUUGCCAAGAACAUAAAAGUCCAGGUUUUGGAUGAUGCCAACGUUGGUGAUGUGGCCCUUGCUACGCAUUACAUUGACUUGCAUCAGAUCUCGGAUCCAGGCAGGAACGACCCUGGCCCUGUCACUGCAGGCUUUAACCCCACAUUUGGCCCGGCCUGGGUGAACUUGUAUGGCUCUCCCCAGAACUCGGCUCUACGGGACAUCCACAAGGACCUCAACGAGGGUAUGGGUGAAGGGAUCUUCUACCGUGGGCGCCUCCUCAUGGCCAUCACGGUGGAGAUCUUCAGCAGCCCCAGUGUGGCAGAGGGGAGGCUUGCCGACAAGACAAAGGGUGCCCUAAGCAAGCUGAAACUGAAGAAGAAAAGUAAAAAAUCCAAGGAGAAAGCCAAAGAGCUGAUCCAGCUUCAAGGAGAGGAGGAGGCUGGGGGCUCUCUGGAGGCUGAGCAGCCUGGGGAAGUCACUGUGGAGGUGGAGGAGCUCCAUCCGCUCCCUGAGAACGCAUUGGGAAGGAAGGAGGAAUUCCUCCUCUUUGCUGCCUUUUUUGAAGCCACAAUGAUGGACUCCUCUCUCGGCUCCAAGCCUGUCAGCUUUGAGGUAUCCAUAGGAAACUAUGGCAAAGCAGAAGAGGUUGUGACUAAAGUACCUAGAAAAGGGGGGAAAGGAGAAAGGAGAGAAGAAAAACAAUCACUGCUGGACCAGAGUUCAGACAGUGAACUGGAUGUUGAAGUCCUGGUCCCCACUUCAGCAGCACGAAACAAAUCAGUGACAAUAAGUCAGAGACCAGAACCUAUGGAGUAUGAUAGGUCCUACAGUUGCCUGCCCAUGGCACAUGAGAAACCCUGCGCGUAUGUGUGGAGCUACUGGGAGGAUCACACCUGGAGACUCUGCAAUUCCAACUGGAUUGUCAAACUGGCAGAGCGCCUGGAGCAGGGGCUAGAUGAUGUGGAGAAUCUCAUGAGAAGGCCAAAGGCUAAAGGAGAAGAAAGAUUACGAGAGGUGCUGGAGGAAUUUGUAGCUGGGUGCAGGCAUUAUUCCCUCAAUGCAGAGAAAAAAAACAUGGCACAUCCAAACAACCUUGACAGAUGUCGGGCAAAACACGUCAUGCACAACAUUAUCCUAUAUGCGAAACAGGGGCUCCGUGUAAGGAGGCGACUAACUCGAACCAACAUCAAGGAGAAGGUUAAGGAGAUGAGGAGAAUCCUGGCAAAGCUACGUUUCUUGGCUAAAGAGCCCCAGGGUACCCUCCCCGAUGUUCUCGUCUGGAUGCUCAGCAAUAACAAGCGCAUAGCGUAUGCAAGAAUUCCUGCACAGAACGUCCUCUACUCUGUUGUCGAGGAGGAGAAAGGCAAGGACUGUGCAAAGAUCCAAACUGUCUUUUUGAAGGUGCCUGGCUCACACGCUGGCGAGAUCUUUGCCAAACUGGAGAUCUACAUGUGGCUUGGGGUGACCAAAUAUGCGAAGAACUGCACAGUGGAGUUGCCCGAGGAGUUCAAGCAUCUCUCAGCGAGUGGACAGGAGAUGGCCCAGCUCUCGGCAUACGUUCCUCCCAGCCAGCUCAGCAGGGAUGACUUCAGCUACUUCCAACUUCGAGCCCAUCUGUAUCAGGCUAGAGGGAUCCUCCCUGCAGAUGACAACGGCCUUUCAGAUCCAUUUGCAAGAGUGAUAUUUUCAACUUAUUGCCAAACGACCAGGAUUUUGGAGGAAACACUGAGCCCAAUGUGGAAUGAGCUACUUUUGUUUGACCAACUCAUUAUUGAUGGGAAAAGAGAGGAGCUGAAAACAGAGACUCCUAUUGUUAUAGUCAAUCUCUUCAACCACCACAAAUUUGGCUCCUCUGAGUUCCUUGGCCAGGCAUUUGCCAUCCCUCAGGUGAAGCUGCUUGACGAACCAUACAGCAAACCUGCCCUGCAGUUCUUCGAUUUCUACAAAGGAACCAAAGCAGCAGGGGAGCUCAUCGCCACUUUUGAGUUGAUUGAAUUGGAUUACAGUGGCUAUUUGGAGCCAGCAGUGCCUGAAGACGUGGAGCCCAAGGAACCUGGCUUCCUGGGAGACCCCCGAACUGGACGGUUCAUCAUCCCUGAGGGCAUCCGCCCGGUGUUGAAGGAGUUUCGCAUAGAGAUCCUGUUCUGGGGCCUACGGGACCUGAAGCGAGUGAACUUGUUCGAGGUAGAUCAACCUCAGGUGAUCAUCGAAUGUGCUGGGAAAAAAGUGGAGUCAGAAGUUAUCAUUGCCUACAAAGAGAACUCCAACUUCACUGAGCUGGUCAAGUACAUGGACGUGGAGCUCCCAGAGCAGGUCUACCUUCACCCUCCCCUCAGCAUCUUUGUAGUGGAAAAGCGUGCUUUUGGGCGCACUGUGCUGGUGGGGACCCACAUUGUGUCCAACGUGAUGAAAUUCUCUCCCAGAGAACUCGAGGAGGCGCUGGAAGAUGAACCCAAAGCUCAGAAAGUCUUGUCCCGGCCACUGCCCUCUCAAGCUGGUGACCCACGUCCCAGCACUCUCCCUCUGAGUCUUGUGAAGGCUCCUUUGAAGAAAAUUCCUAUCAAUAAGCUUAUAAAGAAAAACAGUGGAUAUGAAGAGGAAAAACCAGAGUUGGAAGAACUGGACUGGUGGUCCAAGUACUAUGAGUCCUUAAAGGAGCUCAGUAACCAGAUGCACAGUGAUGAGGAAGAUGCUGAGAAUGAUGACCUUAAUGAUGCAGAUGGAGGAAAUUUAAAUGCAGCCUCUAUUGACAUAGAAGCAGAAGAGGAGGCAGUAAUUGAAGCUGAACUAACUCGACCCAAGAGGAAACACAUUGCCACACUUCAGAUCUACAACUCCGAGCUGGAAAGUGAAUUUGAUAAUUUUGAAGACUGGCUCUGUAUCUUUCUCCUCCAUCGUGGCAGAACAAAUGAGGAUGAAGAUGGGAAUGAGGAUGAACAUUUUGUGGGGAAGUACAAGGGCUCCUUCCAUGUCUACCCUACUGAGGAAGCUGGCACAGAGCACAGAAUCUCCCAGGGCAUUCCAAGGAACAGACCCAUCAAAGUUCUCGUAAGAGUUUAUAUUGUUAAGGCUACAAACCUGUCUCCAGCAGACCCCAAUGGCAAGGCAGACCCUUAUGUGGUGGUGACGGUGGGGCAAGAGCACAAGGACACGAAGGAGAGAUACAUCCCAAAACAGCUCAAUCCUGUAUUUGGCGAAGUUGUGGAGCUGACGGUCUCCUUUCCCAUGGAAUCAGAACUCACUGUAGCGGUAUUUGACCAUGACCUAUUUGGAUCGGAUGAUUUGAUUGGGGAGACCAAGAUUGAUUUGGAGAACCGAUUCUACAGCAAGCACAGGGCCAACUGCGGCGUGGCUUCACAGUAUGACACGUAAGUACUGGAGUGACAUGUUAGACCCAUGAGUGGCUAUAACAUGUGGCGAGAUGCUUUCAAGCCUACACAGAUCUUGGAUAGUUUAUGCAAGAAGAACUCACUCCCUGCAGCAGAAUAUAGACGGGAGGAAGUCAAAGUGAACAACCAGGUCUUCAAGAUCCCUCCAGAAGCUUUUCCUGAAGCACAUGAUGAACAUAAGGCUUUGUAUGUCCUGCAACACUGGGAAGAGAUGCAAGGAUGCGGGUACAAGUUAGUACCAGAGCAUGUGGAAGUUCGGUCCCUUUACAACCCAGAGAACCCUGGGCUUGUGCAGGGUUCCUUGCACAUGUGGAUUGACAUGUUUCCAAAUGACGUCCCUGCACCACCUCCUGUCAAUAUUAAGCCGCGACUGCCAAUCAGCUAUGAGCUGCGUGUGAUUAUCUGGAAUACAGACGAUGUGAUCCUUGACGACAUCAACCCAAUUACAGGAGAGCCUUCCAGUGACAUCUAUGUCAAAAGUUGGAUAAAGGGGCUUGACCAUGACAAGCAGGAGACAGAUGUUCACUUUAACUCCUUGACUGGGGAAGGCAAUUUCAACUGGAGGUUCGUCUUCCGCUUCAACUAUCUCCCAACCGAGAAGGAGAUCACCUACAAGAAGAAGGAUUCUGUCUUCUCUGUGGAGGAAUCAGAGUUCAGGGAACCAGCUGUCUUGGUCCUCCAAGUCUGGGAUUAUGACAGGAUUUCAGCUAAUGACUUUCUAGGAUCCAUUGAGCUGAAGCUGCAUGACAUGGUGCGGGCAGCCAAGAGCUCAGAGCAUUGCACCAUCAAGAUGGCCAAGGAGAAUGCCACACCUCGCUUUUCCAUCUUCCGAAACAAGCGCAUGAGAGGCUGGUGGCCCUUCAUCAAACUCAGAGAUCAAGAAGAUGAAGAGAGAGAGGAGAGGGAGGCCAAUCAGAAGAAAAAGAAAAAGAAGAAGAGGAAGUGGAGCAGCUCAGUUAAACCAGAAGAUGUUCAGUUCACAGACCCCAGUGGGAACAAGUACCUCCUGACGGGUAAGGUGGAAGCAGAGUUGCAGUUGUUGACUGUGGAGGAGGCUGAGAAAAGUCCUGUUGGUUUGGGCCGAAAAGAACCUGAACCUCUGGAAAAGCCCAACCGACCAAAAACAUCUUUCAACUGGUUUGUGAAUCCCAUGAAAACCUUUGUGUUCUUUAUCUGGAAGCGGUACAAGAAAUACAUCAUUGUGCUGUUCAUUGCUGCUGUUCUGACCGUCUUUCUGGUUCUUUUGAUCUACACCAUGCCUGGAUACAUCAGUGAGAAGAUCAUUAAUGGAUAAAUGCGCUCUGAAAAGGACUAUUCAAAGACAUGGCGAUUAUUGAAACAAUCUAGAUUGGGUCAGGAAGUUUAAUGAACAUUUGUAGGUGCCUAGCUAAUCU
This is a messenger RNA of Nothoprocta perdicaria, 6112 nucleotides long. RefSeq names its product fer-1-like protein 4. The record is from RefSeq and is a predicted model, not a curated record. NCBI's taxonomy places the organism in Eukaryota, Metazoa, Chordata, Aves, Tinamiformes, Tinamidae. Gene Ontology annotation, biological process: plasma membrane organization. The transcript has 44 exons. Gene Ontology annotation, cellular component: membrane.